AUGCAUCCCAGGAGGCAUCGCUUCCAAUCUUGCACCAAGUCGAUCCGAAGUCGGCGCGCCUCCAUCAUACUCCAAGCCUUUCUUGUCGCAGUUGAUCAUUUAAUUCACCCACAACGCCCCGAUUAUAUUUACCACAUCACGAUUUCAUUUCACACACCUGCAAUCUUGGAACUUUACUUGCCGCACGCGUCCGCGAAACUGCUCAAGUAAUCGCCCAGCUUCUUACAGUCGUACCACACCUUCCACACAUUGGUGGUUCCGGCGUAAUUAGGUUUUCACGGUGGAGGCUCAAACCUCGGAUGAAUGCGAAAAAGCCAAAAGUGAGAGAUUUUCUUC
Periconia digitata is the source of this 336-nucleotide messenger RNA. NCBI's taxonomy places the organism in Eukaryota, Fungi, Ascomycota, Dothideomycetes, Pleosporales, Periconiaceae. The record is from the annotation of a GenBank genome assembly.